AUGCCUUCCAUCCUCACUGAUGCUGAUAAAGAGACUGUCAAGCGAACUGUCCCAAAGGCUUCCAACAAGAUCCAGGCCGUUGCCGUAGCAAGGCUCUAUGUCGCUCACCCCGAUCGAAACCGAUGGACCUAUACUGGUCUCCAGGGCGCGGCCGUUCUCAGCAAUGACCUAGUUGGAAAUACCUUCUGGCUCAAAUUGGUCGACAUCUCCUCCUCCAACAGAGGUGUCAUCUGGGACCAGGAGAUCUAUGACACUUUCCAGUAUAACCAGGAUCGCACCUUUUUCCAUUCCUUCGAGCUCGAACAGUGCUUGGCCGGCCUGUCCUUUAUCGACGAGAAAGAAGCGAGGCAAUUUAAGAAGAAAAUGGACGAGAGGGAAAAGAAUGCUAGCAAGCAGACAAAGGCACAGCCAUUUGCUUCUUCGGUUGGAGGAGGCCAGAUCUAUGUCCCUGGCGGCUCUCACAAACACCACAGUCGAGUAGGCAAUUUUCUCCGUGGCCACAGGCACAGUUCAGUCCCGAGUCAGCCGCAGCAGCCCCAGUCUAUUGUUCCCCAGCCUAUCUACGGUUCGGGAAAUUCGCUUCCAGCCCGACCACAGAGCAGUGCAGGCGGUGCUAUUGAUCUCUCCGAUCCCACAUGGAGGCCAAUUCUGAAUGAACUGCUCGAGAUGGGUAUCACUGAGGACCAGAUCGAGCAGAAUGCCGACUUCAUCAAGAAUUAUGUCAAACAAAAACAGGCCGAGGAGAUGGCCAAUGGAAUUGCCCAAGCCUUACCUUCACCUGGAGAGACAAGGGCAGGUAGAGCUCCUCCCCCUCCACCGCCUCCUGCAGCACCUCCGUCGAGGAUAAGUCCCGAGAAUACAGGAACGAGCUCAAGCCGAAGAGGUCCUCCGCCCGCUCCACCACCGUCUCGGAGACCUGUUGGUGGACGAGCUCCUUCGCCCCCUCCUGCCCGCUCUCCUUCCCCGCCUCCCAGAACUCCGUCGCCAGCUCCGAGCCCUCAACCAAGGUUCCGUGCCCCUCCGCCACUCGCAGACGCUGGUAAAUUCGCCGGGAAACCUGGUCCUCCAAUACACUCUUCAGGCAGGGACCGUGCCUCGUCCGCAUCCCUCGCGAACCCAGGACCACCACCUCCACCUCGUCCGCCCAAGACGCCUGUCGACGAGGAUCAACCACAAGGAAUGUUCAGAGUUCCGCCACCGUUUGCCGGAGAGCGUAAAUCCUCAGCUCCUCCACCACCUCCGAGCCGUGGUCCAGUGCCGCCGCCUCCGCCCAGUCGAGACAGCGCCUAUGGAGGCGUACCACCACCGCUGCCACCAAAAGCAGCUGGGCCACCACCCAGUCAUGCCACCGCACCAGCCUUCGUCCCUCCUCCUCCACCUCCACCUCCUGGUCGCAACAACGCUCCACCUCUCCCACCGCCCAACACUAGGGCAGUACCUCCUCCACCCACCAGUGCCGGGCCACCACCGCCUCCCCCUCCCCCUCCACCAAUGCCAUCCUCAUCUGGACCUCCACUUCCCCCUCCGCCUCCGCCUAUGCCCUCCUCUUCCGGCCCGCCCCCGCCUCCACCUCCACCUCCUCCAGGCGGAGCAGGGCCCCCUCCCCCUCCCCUCCCUUCAGGAGGAGGCGGCGACCCACACGACAGUCUCCUCGCCGCUAUACGCGGCUCAGGCGGCAAAGCAGGUGGAGGGCUACGAAAGGUCAAAGACAGCGAGAAGCGCGAUCGUUCUGCAGCGCAGGUACCAGGCGGCGAAGCCGCGGCCCCUGCCUCAUCUGGAGGAGGUGGUCCAGGGUCACCCGCGGGUGGUGCAGAUCAAGGUGGUCUUGCAGGCGCGCUGGCUGCUGCGCUGAGUCAGAGGAAGAAGAAAGUCAGUGGUAGUGGUAGGUCUUCAAUACCCUUUUCUAGGGUGAAAAUGGUCCUUCGUUUCAGAUGUGUACUAAUUCGGGCUGUAUAG
This is a messenger RNA of Exophiala aquamarina CBS 119918, 1956 nucleotides long. RefSeq lists its product as uncharacterized. Bases 1 to 1956 code for a protein of 651 amino acids. The transcript has a single exon. The record is from RefSeq and is a predicted model, not a curated record. NCBI's taxonomy places the organism in Eukaryota, Fungi, Ascomycota, Eurotiomycetes, Chaetothyriales, Herpotrichiellaceae.